AUGUCAUCCUCGCAGCAGUCGCGCCAGUACAGUAUAUUUAAUAAUCACACAGCGAAAAGGCUAGCCACCUUUUUUAUUAGUGGCUUUGAGUUUUUAUUUUUUAAUAAGCAAAAUGGAAGCGUUAAUUCCAGUAAUUAAUAAAUUGCAGGAUGUUUUCAACACAGUAGGUUCCGAUUCAAUACAGUUACCUCAAAUCGUUGUCUUGGGCAGUCAGAGUUCCGGCAAAAGUUCUGUAAUCGAAAGUAUUGUGGGCCGCUCAUUUCUUCCGCGUGGUACUGGAAUCGUAACGAGAAGACCUUUGGUACUUCAAUUAAUCUAUUGCCCACUCGAUGAUAAGGUUCACAGAUCGUCGGAACAAGGAACGGUAAACGUUGAAGAAUGGGGUAACUUUCUUCAUGCAAAGAAUAAGACUUUCACCGAUUUCGAUGAAAUACGCCUCGAAAUCGAAAGAGAAACAGAUCGAAUGGCUGGCAGUAACAAAGGCAUUUGCCCCGAACCGAUAAAUCUGAAAAUUUACUCAACGCAUGUGGUGAAUUUGACGUUGGUUGAUUUGCCGGGAAUGACAAAAGUGCCAGUUGGUGAUCAGCCGGAGGACAUCGAAAAUCAAAUAAAAGAUUUAUUAGUUCGACACAUCGAGAAUCCGAAUUCAAUCAUUUUAGCCGUCACGGCUGCUAAUACGGAUAUGGCCACAAGCGAAAGCUUAAAGUUGGCUAAGGAUGUGGAUCCGGACGGUCGUCGAACAUUGGCUGUUGUAACGAAACUUGAUCUCAUGGAUGCUGGAACGGAUGCCAUUGACAUAUUGUGCGGCAGAGUUAUUCCGGUUAAGCUCGGUAUUAUCGGAGUUGUGAACAGAUCUCAACAGGAUAUCAAAGACAACAAAUCGAUUACGGAUCAACUUAAGGAUGAGGCUGGCUACUUGCAGAGAAAGUAUCCGUCACUGGCCACGCGUAAUGGUACCCAGUAUUUAGCAAAAACAUUAAACAGAUUGCUCAUGCAUCAUAUUCGUGAUUGCUUACCAGAUCUCAAGACAAGAGUCAAUGUGAUGAUAUCGCAGUUCCAAUCGUUACUCAAUUCGUACGGCGAGAAUGUCACGGACAAAAGUCAAACUCUUUUGCAAAUCAUCACAAAAUUCUCCAGUUCGUACUGCGCGACCAUCGAGGGUACUGCUCGUAAUAUCGAAACGACAGAAUUGUGUGGUGGUGCACGGAUAUGCUACAUAUUUCACGAAACUUUUGGAAGAACCUUGGACUCUAUUCAUCCGUUGACUGGCUUAACCAAAAUGGACAUUUUAACCGCAAUUCGAAAUGCUACUGGCCCACGACCGGCUUUAUUUGUUCCGGAAGUGUCAUUCGAGUUGUUGGUGAAGCGGCAGAUUCGCCGUUUAGAGGAACCAUCGCUUCGAUGUGUUGAAUUGAUUCAUGAAGAAAUGCAACGGAUUAUUCAGCAUUGUGGAACAGAGGUUCAACAGGAAAUGUUACGAUUUCCGAAACUUCAUGAGAAAAUCGUCGACGUUGUUACAUCGCUGUUGCGUCGUCGUUUACCAAACACAAACACAAUGGUCGAAAAUAUUGUGGCUAUUGAAUUAGCGUACAUCAACACAAAACAUCCUGAUUUCCAUAAAGAUGCAGCGCUUGUGCCUAGUUUAUUGAAAAAUGACAAUUUAUCGGAACCGUGGAAUCACCAAAACAAUCACCAAAACUCGCAAACAAGAAGACUGGCACAACAGCAAAAUCAGCACUCAUCACACCGUAACCCGUCACCACACGUUAAUCAUAAUAACGUUGAAGAACGAAACGAUAUACAGAAUCACAUUAAUGAUGUGCAAACUGCCACAUCGAAUUGGUUGGCAAAUAUCUUACCGCCAGCUAGAAUGGCAGAGAGUGUGGAAAGUUCAACCAGUAACACACCGACCCACAGUAAUGUCAUGAGUCCAAUGAAACCAGUGAAUCUUCUUCCGGAUGUUCCGCUUAACAACAAUGCCAGAAAAUUGACGGACAAGGAACAAAGAGAUUGCGACGUGAUCGAACGUCUCAUCAAAUCGUAUUUUUACAUUGUACGAAAAUCGAUUCAGGACGCGGUACCGAAGGCUAUUAUGCAUUUCUUGGUAAAUUUCGUUAAGGAUAAUCUUCAAUCGGAAUUGGUGACGCAUUUAUACAAGUCGGAGAAGGCCGAAGAAUUACUCAAUGAAUCCGAUCAUGUGGCCAUUCGACGCAAGGAAGCUUCGGAUAUGUUGAAGGCUCUCACUCGUGCUAACCAUAUAAUUAGUGAAAUUCGUGAAACGCACAUGUGGUAAUUCAGUAAACGUUUUUUCUAUUUUGUAUUUAUUUUCGCGAAAAUCACACACACAAAUUGCGAAAUCAUUUGACUCGUUCAGUGUGUCAAUUUGUAAUUUGCGAUUUGAUUUUUAAAACAAUGCUAAUUGUAAAAUCGCAAGACUUUCAAGAACAAACACACAAAAUAAAAUUUAAAACUAAAAAAAAGAUAAUUAAGAUAACAAUUACACGACAUAUUUACUUAUAUGGAUUGGCUUGUGUAUGAUGAUUUUAAGGAAAAUAUAUUAAUUCUUGCAUUUAUCAGACAACAUUAUUAAACGAGAUGACUUUAGUAGGUUUUAGAGUAAAUAGUAAUAAUGGCACCUUAUAAGUAUAUCUCUAACAUUAAUAUCGCAAUCGGGUUUUCUUUUUGGUUUUCAUUUUGAUUGCUUCAAAAGCAAAGUUUUGACCCAAAAAUAAAUUUGCAUCUCGUACUCGUACCACUUUAAGUAGCAUUUUACCAUUCAGGGUUUUCGUUUUGUACCGUAGAUCAUAGAUACGAAGUUAUGUUUGCAGUUUUAUCAUUGAAACAGAAUAACAAAAAGAGAGAAAAAUCAAAUGAAAAUAUCCAAACUUUUCCCAAUAAUAAUUGGAAUUUUAAAUGAAUUUCGACCUAAAAUCUGUUCAUCACCAAAAUAAUCAAUGUAACAGCCAAUUUGAAACAUUCAUUCAAGAGAUUAUGUUGUUAUUGCAUGAAAUCAACAUAAUCAACUAGAGAUUUAACCGUGAUUUCUGAACAUUUUUUUAUGUGUAAGAAAAACCAAGGAAUUUUACCAUUUACACUCCUCACAUAUUUGAUGCGCAAGAAAUGUAUUAAAAUUUGAUAAAAGUUUGUUUUUGUUAUCGAUGUUGUUGUUAAUUAAAUUUAGUCCUGUGAGAAUAUAAUUAAUUUACCAAAU
Molecule: messenger RNA, 3211 nt
Organism: Bradysia coprophila
Lineage: Eukaryota; Metazoa; Arthropoda; Insecta; Diptera; Sciaridae
Gene: Drp1
Product: dynamin related protein 1
Biological process (GO): endocytosis; peroxisome fission; intracellular distribution of mitochondria
Cellular component (GO): cytoplasm; mitochondrion; membrane
Molecular function (GO): microtubule binding; GTPase activity; GTP binding
Source: RefSeq, a predicted model, not a curated record